AUUGCGUAUGUUUUGUGUGCACGAGUGUUUCAGCAGUGCCCAACUUGGCGGAGGAUGGCUACCUACAGGACAAGGCGCGAUCCAAUGGUCACCUGCCCCUUCAACCCAGCACACCAGGUGAAAAGCGGCCGAUACCAGAUCCACAUCACCAAGUGUAAGAAAUCUCAUCCUGGCAUAGAUAUCAACCGCUGCCCCUUCUCCGCGGACCAUGUGGUCGAGCCGAGCAAGCUCAUGCACCAUGUCUACAGUUGCCCACUGAAUCCUACCGUGGAGCGCUUCCGAACCAAAUCUGAUCAGGACGUGCCAGUCACGGAGCCUGUGGUGGCAGACAGCAGCGGCGAUGCUGCACUGGUCAUCGAACCUGAGGAAAACUGGGACGAAGAGGCUAAUGAACCCUCGACGGUGGAGCCAAAACUUCAGAAGCCAGCUGUCCCUCCGAUUUUCACCGACGUUCAGUCUAUGGCUCCGGCGCAGAGGAGGAAGUUCUACGCGUCGUUGCGCCAGAAGGCAACGCAGCCUCCAACCGGUGAUGCAGAGGCCUCAACGGCGAAUCCUGAAAACGCUGUACAGGAGCCAAAGGCGGGCACAAAAAGUGACGAAGCAGUUGCGUGCAUGCCUGUGCAGGCCACCGCUGAACCGCAGGUUCCUCAGUGCCAGGCUCCACCGAUGUGCGUCAUGCUGCAAGACGAUGUGAUCGUGUGCCAAACUGAUUGGAGCGACGACGAGGAUGGUCAACGCCAGGUUUAUUACAUGGGCGCAGGACGAGGGCACCCGGGCCACAUGAUGGACACUGACCAGGAGGAGUACGACGAUGAAGUGGAGAGGCAAGUGCAGGCACGGAUGAAGCUGUUGGGCAUGGGGCGUGGUCGAAGGAUCAACUAAGGCUUUAGCUACACGAUAUUUGGCAGCGCUCGUCCAAAGUUCCAGCGAGAGGCUCAGCCUGCCCGCCUCAGCAGUGGUGGGAUACCUGCUGGUUGUACAGCACCGGGCAAAUCACCAGACAACAGAUGAUGACUCUGCUUCUGUAGAGUUGAAACAGUGCAUGCUUGGGUGUCACUUUUUUUUUUGCGUGCCGUGCAGGACGCGUCCGACAUGUUAUG
This is a messenger RNA of Dermacentor silvarum, 1100 nucleotides long. RefSeq lists its product as uncharacterized. Lineage: Eukaryota; Metazoa; Arthropoda; Arachnida; Ixodida; Ixodidae. Bases 55 to 882 code for a protein of 275 amino acids. The transcript has a single exon. The record is from RefSeq and is a predicted model, not a curated record.